Messenger RNA from Pseudoliparis swirei, 4375 nucleotides. It is a transcript of the gene lpgat1, whose product is annotated as lysophosphatidylglycerol acyltransferase 1. Gene Ontology annotation, molecular function: acyltransferase activity. Bases 609 to 1727 code for a protein of 372 amino acids. The record is from RefSeq and is a predicted model, not a curated record. The transcript has 8 exons. Gene Ontology annotation, cellular component: endomembrane system. NCBI's taxonomy places the organism in Eukaryota, Metazoa, Chordata, Actinopteri, Perciformes, Liparidae.
AUCUUUUGUGUACAUUGGCGCUGCGUGAAUCGAGGUCUGGAGGAAGAUAACGGGUCCCCGCCAGCAGAGAAACUAAACAUCGCUGUCCUCAGUUCUUCAUGUUCAUAUGUCGUUUACAGUUUGUGUUUGCGUCCGUGUAACCGGCAGCGUUGAUUUCAGGCCCGGACCAACCCGCCUCUCGUCCAUAAUCUCAAAUGGGAGCUCAGUAGCUAGCUAACUUGACGACGACGAUGAUGAUGAUGGUGCAUCGGUGGAAUUACCCCGUUAUCUCUGGCUGAGAUGGAGCCACCGACGCUCAAGAGGAGCUGCUCGCGAGCUAGCUAGCGAGCUGACGGUGCCCGCCGGGGUCCUGUGAGCCCGAGCAGCCCUGGAUCACGAGAGCUAAAUGGGCGCUGCUGCGGUUGCAUCGGCUCGUUGUACCGUUACCGGAAUACGUUUCCAUCCCCGUGCCCGGAUUUGAGAGAGACCGACCAUGUCGGCGGGUCAAACGAUGCUAACGUAACCGUUUAUGGGUAGCUGCACGUGACACCGUUUAUCUCGUUUCAGCCAUUCGACACAUCUCGCCCCCUGGGUGCUUCAGUUAUAUUACUUUGACGGCGUGCAUCAGGAUGGCACAGCUCCUGGACGGGUCCGGCACGCUGGGCUGGGUCCUGCUCAAGUGUGUGUUCCGUUUUGCGUUUAUGAUUUAUAACAACUGUGUCGCCAUCCCAUCCUACUGCUUGUACAUGGUGCUUCUCCAGCCACUCAGGAUAUGGGAUAGCUCCACUUUCUGGCACGUCGAAGGAAUCAUGUUCAAAUGGUUGCUGUCCAUGGUGUCUUCAUGGGGCUGGAUCGCAGGUUAUACAGUAACGGAGUGGGGCGAUGACGUUCGGCCCAUCUCUGAAGAAGAAGCCAUGGUCAUCGUCAACCACCAAUCCACAGGAGAUGUGUGCACCCUCAUGAUGUGCCUGCAAGACAAGGGCAUGGUGAUACAAAAAAUGAUGUGGUUGAUGGACCAUGUGUUCAAAUACACCAACUUUGGCCUAGUGUCCCUGAUUCAUGGGGACUUCUUCAUCAAACAGGGUAAAGCUCACCGAGACAAGCAGCUGAUUUACCUGAAGGAUCACCUAGAGAAAUACUACCACAGCCGCAACAGGAAGUGGAUAGUGCUGUUCCCAGAGGGUGGCUUCCUGCGCAAGCGGCGGGAAACCAGCCAAUUGUUUGCCAAGAAACAUUCUCUCCCCCACCUGAACCACGUCACGUUGCCACGUCUCGGGGCCACCCAGGUUAUACUGAAAACCCUGUCGGCCCAGCAGGAGAACGGCAGCGUGGGCAGCGAGACACGGACCACGAACCAGACGGGUAAUAAAGGUAAAGGCCUGCAGUGGGUAGUAGACGUGACCAUCGCGUACCCCAAAGCGAGACCCAUGGACAUCCAGACCUGGAUCUUCGGCUACAGACCUCCGACAGUCACACAUGUACACUACAGGAUGUACCCAAUAAGAGAAGUCCCCGUGGAGGCGGCGGCCCUGACUGACUGGCUGUAUCAGAGGUUUGUGGAGAAGGAAGAGUUGCUGACCCACUUCUACAACACAGGAUCAUUCCCCUCUCAAGACGGGCAGAAGGAGGCGGUUUCCCGGAAGAUGACCCUGGACCCCAUGUGGCUGUGCAUCAUCCAGUCGUUUGCGUUCGCCUCCGGCUACGUGUGGUACAGCGUCCUCCAGUACCUGUACCGCUGUUUAUUCUGAGUGCGCUGAUGAGCCGAGAGUCUUUAUUGGACCACUGGAAAAGCCUUAGGAUCCGCUGGUGUGUGGCCCAGCGUCAAACCUGCCCCCUACGAUGGGUGAAUGUACAUUUACAACAGUGGAGAGACGUAACAAUAAAAAAAAAUUUAACGUAUGAAGAAGACAAACCCACCAAUACAAUAGGAACCUGGUCACAGGCGCAGCUAACUUGCACACAGCCCUAACACUACACACUCGCUCCAACGGCCGAGCAGAAGAAUCUCUCGCACUCGUCAAGACACACAUUUUGAUGUUUACACGUCCUCAUACACGUAGACGCUCCCAGGUACAUCACUUUGUAUUCGCAGUGAACUAAAUGAGGCUCAGGACUCCUCCAGACGACGCUCUGGACCGGACGCUCUCUGUUCCCCUCCUAGGCUUUCGCCGUAGUAGUUUUACAGAGUAUAAAGUUUGUAUGGACGCGUGCGUGUGAGUGAAUAUUUGUGACUAGAAGCAUAAUGUCUGCCCUUACUCUUCCCGGCGAGAGUCGAUGAAGCCCACUGGACCUCUCUUUCAGCUGCUACUAGCCGGCUGGCCACACCUUCCAGAGCGAGCCGUAUGAACGUUGAGGCGCCGCUGCUCCUCUGGCCUUCCUUGCCCGAAGGAUCCGUACUGCCCCGACCGCUCCCCCUCCCAGGAAAUAUUCCUGCGUGGUAGCGGCCGAUGUUUUCAUCUCUUUUGUUUUCUUCCCUUAACCUGCAUAUCUCCACAACAACGGCCAUUGUAUUUGUUGUUGACGUCUUUUUGUUGACUUUACUCCCCGGUUUCUCCCCGUUGAGGCAGUAUUCUGAGCUCACUGAAAACGGAGGAUCAUGUUUACACUGGCAGCCCUGCUGAAAGCCCGUAGGAAUGGCGGCUAUGACGCGGCUCUUGAUUCACGUAUUUUUUCUUUGACGGGCGUUGACGGGAGGAAGAGGAGACGGUGCUGAAGUGCUUAUUUAGAAAGAAGAAAAAAAAGGAAGGGGAAAAUAAGAUGGCGGCACAUAGAGCAAGAAUUGCAGUCUGAUCCCCGAAAGAGGAACACCCCCGUUGUGGAUGUGCUCUUCAACCUCCAUACACACAAACAUGUGCACACAGCCAUGUGCAGCUACACACCGCAGAGCAAACGUCUGUCGUGAAGGAUCAUCUCAGCAAGCCAGACUGAGAAGGUAGAAACUCUACUCCCCCCCCCCCCCCCCAUUGGACUACAUUUUACAAAUAUUUAAGCCAUAUGCUUUGUGUUGUCAGGAGGGGAAAAGAAAUGGGGGGGGAAAAUCAGAUUUUUAUAAAAAGCAACUCUAAUGUUCAGCAUUCUAAAAUGGAGAUUUUGGCUUCCAGAACUAUAGGUGUCAUUACUGUACAUUUACAGCAUAACCUGCCUAAGUGAGUGUGUGUGGUUGUCCUUCCCCCCCCCCCCCUCCCCCUUUUUUUGAGAUUUAUGAUUCAUGUCGUGUCGCUCUGUGAUAUCGGAGUGUGGCGGCAAUUUCACCUCUAGUGGUCAAAUUUCAUUUCAUUUUAAAUUACAUGAAACUGUCGUCCUCAUGUCACGGUCUGUUUAAAUAUUGUACAUAACAAAGCUGAGGAAGAGUUUUCAUUGUUGGAAAUGACGAUGGCGUUUCUCUCUUUUGUUCUGCGAUAACUAUAAAGAAUUUUAGUUUGAAAAUAAUCUGUUUAAAAAUAAUAAUAAUAAGAAGAAGAAAACGAGGAUUUCCCCUUCAUUUCUCAGUGUUGACCUUGUUUUUUUUUGUUUGUUUUUGUCGAGUUCCUGACAGGAAGUUGUUGUGUGCUUCAAGACAUUAGAGCGUCUGGACGUCCGCGUGCUGCUGGACACACGGGCCCAGUUCCAAACUUGUACCAUUGUACAUUUUUAACUCAUCAGGAUUUAGUGGAACACCUUGAACAUCAAGCCUUACCUGAUAUCCCGGUGGACCGCGACCCCAAAUAAUGCUGUUUCUUCACACUUCUUCGGCAAGCGUGUGUUUAAAGAUCGCGUGUCGGUGACGAGCCGGUGAGGAAGAGAUGGCUCUUCACUUAACGAGGGAAACUCUGGCAGGGCCCUGCAGUGACGCAGCUGCUCUCUCUCUCAAAUACACUUGUGUAGUGGUUGUGAGGUCCAUUAAAUGUAAUUUGCUUAGCCUGCUUAAAUUCGGGAAACUAUAGAGGAGCAGCCAUCGUUAUCGUCGUAAACGAAUGCAUAAAAUGUGCAUUUGAGUAUUUCACAGCGCCCGUGUGCCACUGUUAGUAGAAACUGUGUGAAAUGGAGAGAAAAAGGGCUCCGACUGGGAAGGAAAAGCACUUCUUGAAUCAGGCUGUCGAUGCGACUCGUCCAGCGGCCCCGCCAGAGUCCCUCCACCGCCAGAGCCACUUGAAAUAAAGCUUCAUUUUUCGUUUUCUCCACCUUUUCACUUCUUUUUUUUCUAACAUUUUUUUUCUGACCAUGUUUCCAAAGAAGGCAGGGAAAUGAUGUUUUCCUAGAUGUGGUUUUAGGAAAAAAACACAAUAGGGAUUUAAAGAGAUUAUACUAGAGCUGUCUGUAAUUUUCCAUUUUGUACUUCUCCUUUAAUUCCUAGCUACACAGCCAUUUUACCACACAAACGAAUUGUGCUGGAAUAAAACAUAAUAAAGAAGCCCAA